AUGGAGCCCGCGGAGCCCGCGGCGGCGCUCCUCAACCUGUCCCGAGCCGCGGCAGAGACGCCCCGCGGGGAGUUCAACCUGUCCGGGCUGCCGGAGGCCGAGGGGAAGCCCCUCUUCGGCAUCGGCAUCGAUAACUUCAUCACCUUGAUCGUCUUCGGUUUAAUCUUCACCCUGGGGGUGCUGGGCAACACCCUGGUGAUUACGGUGCUGGCGAGGAGCAAGCCGGGCAAGCGCCGCAGCACCACCAACAUCUUCAUCCUCAACCUGAGCAUCGCCGACCUGGCCUACCUGCUCUUCUGCAUCCCCUUCCAGUCCACGGUCUACGUGCUGCCCACCUGGGUGCUGGGAGCUUUCAUCUGCAAGUUCAUCCACUACUUCUUCACCAUCUCCAUGCUGGUGAGCAUCUUCACGCUCUCGGCCAUGUCUGUGGACCGGUACGUGGCCAUCGUGCACUCGCGCCGCUCCUCAGCCUUGCGUGUUCCCCGCAACGCGAUGUUGGGUGUGGGGCUCAUCUGGGCGCUCUCCUUCGCCAUGGCCUCGCCUGUGGCUCACCACCAGCGCAUCUUCCACCGCGAGACCAGCAACCAGACCUUCUGCUGGGAGUUCUGGCCCAACCCACGCCACAAGAAGGUCUACGUGAUUUGCACAUUCGUCUUUGGCUACCUGCUCCCGCUGCUGCUCAUCUCCUUCUGCUAUGCCAAGUGCUGUGUGAAGAGUUUGGCUCCAUAAAGUAAAACAAAGCAACAAGUUGUUCAGGCUUCAGAUGAAGCAUUAUGGUUCUUUAAAAUGCACAGUGCACUUGAAAGUGGCAAAAUGUAUCUGUUUGGUGCUAAGAGUAAAAUGUGCAUUAUGCUGCCUGAUCCCUGUUGGUGCCAUGUCUUGCCCCAGUUAAAGCUGAUGAGAGAGUUACCUCUGACUACAGCAAGGGCAGGUGAUUCUAAGGAACAGGGCAUGAGAACCCAGGUAGGAAAAAGCAGUAAUUAAGGGUGUCUGAAUAUGGGUAUUUAAGGACUUUUAUGCUUAAGCAAAGUGACACAUUCUUCUGGAGUAAUUGCAGCCUUCAGCGUAUGAUCCUCUGCUCGCUGCUGAACAGGAUCUGGAGCACCAGCUGCUACCUGCUGAGUUAGUCGGAGAUCCUGCUGCUUCUGUGCCAGCUGCCUUCAGUCGCUGGAUUUCUCCUUAGGCAGUGCUUUACAUUUGAGAGGACUGGACUGCUCUUGCAAAUAAGGACUGCUUAAGUCAGUUCUUCAACUGGCAAGUUCAAUAGAUGUACCUGAAGUAUUUAAUUUGAACAAGUAAUUUUAUGUUCUUCCCAGUUUUAUAUACAUUACAUCAGCUUAAUUGUGAUGUGCAAAUUGAGGAUAUAAUGUUGUCCAACUCUGAAUCAAAGGCACGCAGAACAUAAAGGACAACAUUUCUAAAUGGCUGUUCAUCGUGGAACAAAUCCAACUGGCAAAUGGAGAAGAAACACAAGUUUUCAUACAUAAACUGAACCCUGCUUUCCCUGAAUGAAUAUGCUGGUAUUUCAUCUACGGUGGUGAAUAUGACUGAGCUUUAGUGAUAGAGCAUCAGUUUGAAAGAAGUAUUGCACAUUGCAGGGAGAACAUUACAGAAUGCAUGCACAGGGGCUUUCAGCUACAAAUUCUUCCCUUUUUCAAAGCCAAAGCAUCUUCAGUCUCAGCAUAAAGUACUGGCCUUCAAAGUCUAAUUAUAUGAGAGAAGAUUAAAAAGAAAUCUUUCAAAAUUAGCAUAGUCCUGUACAGUGUUGGCAUGAAAAAAGCAAAUAUGUUUAACCAAAAUAUAUGCAUAGUAAAUAAAACACACUCUGUCAUUACAAAGCACCUGCACAGAAGUAAAU
Messenger RNA from Cyanistes caeruleus (blue tit), 1858 nucleotides. The record is from RefSeq and is a predicted model, not a curated record. Lineage: Eukaryota; Metazoa; Chordata; Aves; Passeriformes; Paridae.